AUGUCGAAGAACGAGCUCGGCAUCACCUCUGCCCCCGCCCGAACCAGCGCCCGAGCUCCCUUACGGGAUGCCCAGGGCCAAGUCCCUCAUCGAGGACGCAGCUCCGCGCCAACGCCCCCCGCAAAGGAGAACAUCGCCGACGACCUCGUCGACACCACAGUCCAGUUCCUUGCAAAGAGGGCCAAGACCAAGUAUGGCAAGAGACAGUGGUGUUGGUUCUGGUUUUCUGCUGUUUAUCUGUUGCUUCUGUUUGCUUUUGUCCUGUGUUAA
Molecule: messenger RNA, 270 nt
Organism: Colletotrichum graminicola M1.001
Lineage: Eukaryota; Fungi; Ascomycota; Sordariomycetes; Glomerellales; Glomerellaceae
Exons: 2
Coding region: 1-270 (89 amino acids)
Source: RefSeq, a predicted model, not a curated record